Molecule: messenger RNA, 1360 nt
Organism: Thamnophis sirtalis
Lineage: Eukaryota; Metazoa; Chordata; Lepidosauria; Squamata; Natricidae
Source: RefSeq, a predicted model, not a curated record
CUGCAGAGCUACUUUGCCGCCUGCGAGGACGAGACCCCCGCCAUCCGAAACCACGACACGGUCCUGCAGCGUCUCUGCGAACACCUGGACCACGCCCUGCUUUACGGACUGCAAGACCUUCCUUCGGGCUACUGGGUCUUGGCGCUCCACUUCACCCGCCGAGAGGCCAUCGAACAGAUAGAACUGCUGGAGCACGUGACCACCAAUUUGGGGCGCAGCCGAGCGUGGCUGUACCUGGCCUUGAACGAGAACUCCCUGGAGAGCUACCUCCGCCUCUUCCAGGAGAACCUGCCUUUGCUGCAUAAGCAUUACGUCAAAAAUGCCCUGGUCUGCAGCCAUGACCACCUGACCCUCUUCCUCACCCUGGUGGCGGGCCUGGAGUUUAUCCGAUUUGACCUGGACCUGGAUGCCCCUUACCUGGACUUGGCUCCCUACAUGCCAGAUUACUACAAGCCCCAGUACCUGCUGGAUUUUGAGGACCGGCUGCCCAGCUCCGUCCAUGGGUCCGACAGCCUCUCCCUCAACUCCUUCAACUCGGUGACAUCCACCAACUUGGAGUGGGACGACAGUGCCAUCGCCCCCUCCAGUGAGGAUUAUGAUUUUGGAGAAGUCUUCCCUGCAGUGCCGUCCAUGCCUACCACAGCAUGGGAAGGUUGGCUAAAAAGAAGAAAACAGGCAAGAAGAAGAAAGUGAAAUCGGAGGAGGCCUCUGUCCCCUCCUUCCCUGCUCCAGCUGGAGACCAGGCGGUGAACCAGGAGGCCGGGCGGCCAUGGACCACCCCAGAGUCCAACCUGACGGUCAGCACCGAAGCGCCGGCCCUCUGCCAGCUGGGGCUCCAGAUCCCCGAAAUGAAGGACACGGCUAUGGAACGGGUGGGGCAGGAACUCAGCAAGGUGAUCGACUCGCUGGAGGCGGCCGACGGGUGGAGCCACCCCCUGGAUCCCCCAGACCAGUCCUUUCGGACCGACUUGCCAGGGGACCCCCCUUCGGAAGGGCCAUCCCUUGGCAGCUUUGGUCAGGGUCUGCCGGCCCCCAUGGACUUCUACCGCUUUACCGUUGAGAGUCCAAACACUCCUGCAACAGGUGGUGGCCACCAUGACUCUGCAGGGCAUGGUCAACCGGCACAUGUUUUUGGUAGCCCUGAAGCUCCUGAACAAGAGGAAGAAAGAGGAGGAGAGGGGGAGGCUGCUGGGCCAGCCGUAGCCAGCUCGCCGGGAGAAGUGGUGGAGACGGCCAGUGCGGCGGCCCUCAGCAGGCUGAAGGAGGAUCGGGCGAGCCCUUCUCUGAGCAGCGCCGAGGACUCAGGGGUGGAGGAAGGGCAGGGCAGUCCGUCGGAGGCUGCCCAUCCCUCGGAGUUCAG